Messenger RNA from Melitaea cinxia (Glanville fritillary), 1517 nucleotides. It is a transcript of the gene HDAC3, whose product is annotated as histone deacetylase 3. Gene Ontology annotation, molecular function: histone deacetylase activity. Bases 1 to 1305 code for a protein of 434 amino acids. The transcript has 7 exons. The record is from RefSeq and is a predicted model, not a curated record. Lineage: Eukaryota; Metazoa; Arthropoda; Insecta; Lepidoptera; Nymphalidae.
AUGAGUCAGAGUAGAGUAGCAUAUUUUUAUAAUCCUGAUGUGGGAAAUUUUCAUUAUGGACCAGGCCAUCCAAUGAAGCCUCAUAGGUUAUCCGUAACCCACAGCCUUGUGCUUAAUUAUGGCCUUCACAAGAAGAUGCAAAUAUACAGACCAUAUCGGGCCAAUGCUCACGAUAUGUGUCGAUUUCACAGUGAGGACUAUAUUGAAUUUUUACAGAAUGUGACUCCUCAAAAUAUUCAAACAUACUCAAAGGACCUGCUCCAUUACAAUGUAGGAGAUGACUGUCCAGUAUUCGAAGGCCUGUUUGAUUUUUGUUCAAUGUACACAGGUGCCUCUUUAGAAGGUGCAAUGAAAUUAAAUAAUAACACCUGUGAUAUUGCGAUUAAUUGGUCAGGUGGAUUACAUCAUGCUAAGAAAUUUGAACCUUCAGGUUUCUGUUACGUAAAUGAUAUAGUUAUAGCAAUACUAGAAUUAUUAAAAUACCACCCAAGAGUAUUAUACAUUGAUAUCGAUGUUCAUCACGGGGAUGGGGUUCAAGAGGCGUUCUAUUUGACUGACAGAGUAAUGACUGUUAGCUUUCAUAAGUACGGGAAUUACUUUUUCCCUGGAACGGGUGAUAUGUAUGAAAUCGGAGCUGAAAGCGGAAGGUAUUUUUCUGUUAAUGUACCAUUGAAGGAGGGUAUUGAUGAUCAGAGUUAUGUUCAGGUAUUUAAGCCAGUAAUAUCCAAUGUGAUGGAGUUCUAUCGUCCUACCGCCAUUGUGCUGCAGUGUGGUGCGGAUUCAUUAGCGGGUGACCGUUUGGGUUGUUUCUCUCUGUCCACACGUGGUCAUGGAGAAUGUGUGAAAUUUGUCAAGAGUCUAAAUGUUCCUACACUGGUUGUGGGCGGUGGCGGAUACACUCUUCGGAAUGUUGCAAGAUGUUGGACAUAUGAGACAUCCCUACUUGUUGAUGAGAACAUUUCAAACGAAUUGCCUUACACGGAGUAUCUUGAAUUUUUCGCUCCCGAUUUCCAGUUACAUCCAGAAAUCAGCAGCACAUCGAACGCUAACUCCAAACAGUAUUUGGAGGCUAUUACGAAGCAUGUGUAUGAUAAUCUCAGGAUGUGUCAACACUCACCAGCGGUUCAAAUGACGCAUAUACCUGGUGAUUUCCUGCCAGAAGAAUACAGGAUAAAGGAGGAACCAGACCCAGAUAUACGUAUCAGUCAAGAAGAGGCUGAUAAAAUGAUAGAGCCCAAGAAUGAAUUUUAUGAUGAUGAGAAAGACAAUGACAAGGAACAAGUGCCUGAGACUAAAGAAUCAUAGCAUACGGAGGAAACCACCCCGCCGGUGGUCAUUUGACAAGAACGUCCAUACAAGAAGUAUAAGAAAAAGUUCAUGUGACCUCCAAGUGUUGAGGACAGUGAUAUAGUGACUUGAGUAUCUAAGUGAGGUCUUUGUUGAUUAGUUAAUAUCAGUUGUUAAAAAUGCGUGAAGUUUAUGAAGUUUUAGAUUAAAAAGUCUGCAUAUAGUCUUUA